UGCUGCUUGCUUGCUGGAGAGGCGUUCUCGGGUUAGAAUUAUCGUGCGGCCACGAGGUCUCCCGAGCUCGCUUGCAAACGCUGGUGCCGGUCAAAAUGUCGCAACCAUCCCCCCAGGCUAAGCCAUCCAACCCUAGUAACCCCAGAGUCUUCUUUGACGUAGACAUCGGAGGGGAGCGAGUUGGCCGAAUUGUCUUAGAAUUGUUUGCAGAUAUUGUACCCAAAACUGCAGAAAAUUUUCGUGCAUUAUGCACUGGAGAAAAAGGCAUUGGGCCCUCCACUGGGAAGCCUCUAUAUUUCAAGGGAUGUCCUUUCCAUCGAGUUAUUAAGAAAUUUAUGAUUCAGGGUGGAGACUUUUCAAAUCAGAAUGGGACAGGUGGAGAAAGUAUUUAUGGUGAAAAAUUUGAAGAUGAAAAUUUCCAUUAUAAGCAUGAUCAGGAAGGUUUGCUGAGCAUGGCAAAUGCUGGCCCUAAUACGAAUGGUUCUCAGUUCUUUAUCACAACAGUUCCAACUCCUCAUCUGGAUGGGAAACAUGUGGUGUUUGGUCAAGUAGUUAAAGGAAUGGGCGUGGCAAGAAUACUGGAAAAUGUAGAAGUCAAUGGUGAAAAGCCUGCCAAACUGUGCGUUAUUGCAGAAUGCGGAGAACUGAAGGAAGGGGAUGACUGGGGAAUAUUCCCUAAAGAUGGUUCUGGUGACAGUCAUCCUGACUUCCCUGAGGAUGCAGAUAUAGAUCUAAAAGAUGUCGAUAAGAUCUUAUUAAUAGCAGAAGACCUAAAAAACAUUGGAAAUACUUUUUUCAAAUCUCAGAACUGGGAGAUGGCCAUUAAAAAAUAUACAAAAGUUUUAAGGUAUGUGGAAGGUUCAAAGGCUGUUCUUGAGAAAACAGACAGAUCCAAGCUGCAACCUGUAGCUUUAAGCUGUGUGCUGAAUAUUGGUGCUUGUAGACUGAAGAUGUCAAAUUGGCAGGGAGCAAUAGACAGUUGUUUGGAGGCUCUUGAGAUAGAUCCAUCAAAUACCAAAGCACUGUACCGUAGAGCUCAAGGAUGGCAAGGAUUAAAGGAAUACGAUCAAGCACUGGCUGACCUUAAGAAAGCUCAGGAGAUAGCACCAGAAGAUAAGGCUAUCCAGGUGGAACUGCUGAAAGUCAAACAAAAGAUAAAGGCACAGAAAGACAAAGAGAAGGCAGCAUAUGCAAAAAUGUUUGCUUAACAGGGAAUUCAGUUUGCCUAAAUAAAUACAUUGAUUGUAUAUAGGCAAUAAGAAAACCUAAGAAGGAGUUUUAUCUAUUAUGUAUGAUCCCUGAUGUGUUGACACUUCAGUUCUCCACCAUUUUCAGUUCAACCAUUUACAUUUCAAGAGUAUGAUAAGUGUUCACUCUUAACAAACAGUGCUAUAAAACACAGUGAAGUUGAUUUUUAAAAAAUGGUUAUCUGCAUUAUUCACAAAGACUAAUGGUCUCCAACCUAUUUCUAAAUUCUGAAAGAAAUGUCUGACUGAAUAAACAGAUGAAAGCUUAAGUUCA
Molecule: messenger RNA, 1521 nt
Organism: Condylura cristata (star-nosed mole)
Lineage: Eukaryota; Metazoa; Chordata; Mammalia; Eulipotyphla; Talpidae
Gene: PPID
Product: peptidylprolyl isomerase D
Exons: 10
Coding region: 96-1208 (370 amino acids)
Biological process (GO): protein peptidyl-prolyl isomerization; protein folding
Molecular function (GO): protein binding; peptidyl-prolyl cis-trans isomerase activity
Source: RefSeq, a predicted model, not a curated record